Messenger RNA from Sinocyclocheilus grahami, 2987 nucleotides. Its product is annotated as interleukin-17 receptor B. The transcript has 14 exons. Bases 8 to 1969 code for a protein of 653 amino acids. Lineage: Eukaryota; Metazoa; Chordata; Actinopteri; Cypriniformes; Cyprinidae. Gene Ontology annotation, molecular function: interleukin-17 receptor activity. The record is from RefSeq and is a predicted model, not a curated record.
UGUUCAAAUGGAACUUCUAGACUGCAUGAGGGAAAUUGUUGCUUUUUUCUUUUUAAUCCAGUGGACAACUUCAGACAGCAGUUCUCUCGGUAUAGUUGCCACAUGUAACAAAGAUGAGAAUGAAAUACCCAACGAAUGGUUUGAAAGCCAUAAAUCGAACCCUUCACCCUUACAUGAGCUGACUGCGGAGCUGAGCGAAUCUCAAACCUCUCUCAUUUUAAGAUGGUCUAUUAAUAUUGAUAGCAGCAUUCACAGUCUUAUUGGCACAUGGAUAACACUUUCUAGAGAGUCUGACUCACAUUACAGAUGUCAGUACCAGCCUCCAUUUACCUCCGAGCAAAUCAACCUCACUGGUCAAGAACAGUUAUGGUUCAGUUUCACUGUGCCAAAUGUAUCUGUUUGUCCUUCAACCAGUUAUGACAUAUCUGCCUAUAAUAUUCCAACACCGUCUGAUGAGGCGAAUGAAGAAUAUGAAAAGAUGACCCAAACAGCUGAAGUUCAGUGGAAUGCUGACAUUUAUUCAGUGCUUCAUGGAGAUAAAAUAGUGGUGAGCUUCAAUACGAGUCUCGUGGCGGAGAGACACACCAUCGUACUGACAAACAGCACACAUCUACUGCUAAAACCUGUUGGAGGGAAAGGGGAAUGCAAAGUAGAAAAAUGUGAAGUGGAACUAGAAUACAUGGAAUACAUGGGUCCCUGUGAAGACCUUAAGAUAAGGAUAAAGCCUCACUUUAAAGACUGUCAGAAAGCAAGUGAAUGGGAGGCUCAAAAAGUGAACUGUCCGAACAGAUCUGCUUUGGACAUUGGUGUUGGAUGUGUGCUGGCGCUUCUCUUCGUGCUUCUCUGUUGCUGCAUCGUGUGUCAAAGCUUCCGCUGGGUUCGUGGCUCGAGGCGCGCGGAGUCUGUGCGCGUGCUGCUCGUGUACCCUGCAGUAGACAGUGUGUUUCAGCGCUCUGUGAUGCUCCUGGCUGACAGUCUGCAGAGUCGUGGUGGAGUAUGCGUCGUCAUCGACAUGUGGGAGAGAGGAAGUCUAGCAGAACAAGGGCCGCUCCGCUGGCUCAACACACAGGCCGACCUCUCCGAGAGAGUGCUCCUCAUCUCACCAUCUCAACGCUCACACACCGGUAACAAAGUUUGUGUUUCAUGCCAGCACCAGUGCAUUUGGAUAAAGCCUCACUUUAAAGACUGUCAGAAAGCAAGUGAAUGGGAGGCUCAAAAAGUGAACUGUCCGAACAGAUCUGCUUUGGACAUUGGUGUUGGAUGUGUGCUGGCGCUUCUCUUCGUGCUUCUCUGUUGCUGCAUCGUGUGUCAAAGCUUCCGCUGGGUUCGUGGCUCGAGGCGCGCGGAGUCUGUGCGCGUGCUGCUCGUGUACCCUGCAGUAGACAGUGUGUUUCAGCGCUCUGUGAUGCUCCUGGCUGACAGUCUGCAGAGUCGUGGUGGAGUAUGCGUCGUCAUCGACAUGUGGGAGAGAGGAAGUCUAGCAGAACAAGGGCCGCUCCGCUGGCUCAACACACAGGCCGACCUCUCCGAGAGAGUGCUCCUCAUCUCACCAUCUCAACGCUCACACACCGACAACCUUAAAUCCAAACUAGUUCCUGGCAUGCCAGAUGACACAGUUUCAGCUUCUGCCAGCAAUCUUUUUGCCCUGGCCCUCAACCUCGUUACCAGUGCUGCCCAUGACCCACAUGGCCGGGACAAGUUCUGGGUCAUCAACCUGGAGCAUGAUGAGAAGAGCGUGCAGACCGAGCUCAGAGGCUGCAGGACGUUCGUUCUGCCGAGAGACUUGAAGAAGCUCCAUCGGCAGCUGUUGAGUGGAGCGGUUCAGAGCCCAGCGCUGCCGGGGUGCUUCUACUGCAAAAACACCCUGGAGCAGCUGGAAGAAAAUACAGACUUCCCGUCUUGUGCAAAGUCUGUCAGCCUGGCUCAAUUCUACAAACAGGGCAAAAAUCCUUAUCUCUCGUCCUAUUAAGUGACUUUGUGUUUAUUUUUCAUUGCGUUUAUCCUAAAAGAUAUGGAGCCAGACCUGCUCCUGAGCUGUUCUCCUUCCUUCAGGCUUCAGUUCCAACUCUGCUUCAACACACCUGCCUGUUAUUUUCAUUCAUUAUGCAGAUCAGCAUCAGAAUCAUGAAAUCUGCCCUUAUCUGUAUACUCUGAGCUGGUUUGUCUGGUUUGCAGUGACCUUGUUUAGUGUGAUGAGUGGACUCUGACCACUUCAACAUUCAUAUGAUCUCCUGCACAUGUAGUGAUAGAAGGCAUAACUGAUCCAGCUCUUUGUGGUUUAAUAAAGGAAAGCUUUUCAUUUCUUCAGCUGUGCCUAUGGGAGCAUUCUUAUGCUGGAAUAGAGGAUCCUAAUGAAGGUCUGCUAACUUGUGUAAAACAUCACAUACACUGCACAGUGUAGGCUAAAGUUCAGGCUGCUAACCUCAACACCUCUGCUUUGAGCAAACACUGUUUGAUUGUUUGUGUCACAAGUGAACAGCUGAACUCAACCCGGUUCUGGAUCCCCUUGGGUUCUGGAUUCAUUUACACAUCUGACUUGCAUUUCUUCUGAAGCGACUUACUCCGGGUCAGUGUUGGAGAUAGUAACUUUUGCAUUACAUUAUUGUGUUACUCCCUAAAAAGUAACUAAUUGUGUUACUUAAGUCACAUUUUACAGAAAAUGCAUUAUGUUAUUUCUGCGUUACUUUGUAUAAUCUGGGAUGGGCUAGCUUGUUAAGUUUUUAAUAUUAAAAGUUGUAUUUUUGGCAAAUGUAAAAUUCAUUUUUGCUUAUUAGCAUGGUUGAACUGGAUCAUCGAAGGUGGAAUGAGCUGCCGACCUCCUGAACUGCUGAGAGCAUCAAGCAGCAGCUGAAGACACAGCAUUUCUUCAAGCAUUUAACCACUCCAACUGCCUUAAAGCAAUGCCCUAUACACACACACAAAUAUCCUAAUAAUCUCUGAAUCGCUCCGCUGCUCUAGCCUGGUUACUAAUCUAGCCAUCCAAUAAA